Messenger RNA from Saccostrea cuccullata (small rock oyster), 655 nucleotides. Its product is annotated as heat shock 70 kDa protein 12B-like. The transcript has 2 exons. Lineage: Eukaryota; Metazoa; Mollusca; Bivalvia; Ostreida; Ostreidae. Bases 101 to 655 code for a protein of 184 amino acids. The record is from RefSeq and is a predicted model, not a curated record.
UCUAAACGUUCGGUACGUAUUUGCUCUGCUUCUAUUUUGUAUUGUUUAAUGGACUUGAACUUGAAUACUGUUCAUCAUCUCCAUAUAUUUCAUGUAAAAGAUGGGGGAUGAAGAUUACCUGUUUGUCGUUGCCAUUGACUUUGGAACAACAUACUCGGGGUUUUCGUUUUCUUCAAGAGAAGAUUACCGUUCAAAUCCCCUGAGUCAACAUUCAAAACAAUGGUACGAUUCCUUCAGUUCAUUCAUCUCAUAUAAAACAUCCACCUGUGUAUUAUUUGACCCGCAAGGUGAAUUCCAUAGCUUUGGAUUUGACGCAGAAGAACAUUAUUACAAUCUUGCUGAAAAGGGUAUUCAUAGAGACUGGUACUAUUUCAGAAGAUUCAAAAUGUGGUUGUAUGAACAGAAUGACGACGAGAGACUGAGGGACCAAAAUGGGAAAGAAAUGGAUGCCAUAAAAGUUUUCUCGCAAUCAAUCCUUUAUCUAAAAAAUUCCUUUACUAAGCAAACUGAAAAUACUGGUCUAGACUGGAGACCAAAUGAUAUUAGAUGGGUUCUAACUGUUCCAGCAAUCUGGACUGAAACAAAGAAAUCAUUCAUGAGGAGAGCAGCUGAAAUGGCAGGUACCCUAACUCUUUUAAAAUUCAAUAAAUAUUAA